Messenger RNA from Aspergillus terreus NIH2624, 1287 nucleotides. RefSeq lists its product as uncharacterized. The coding region runs from base 1 to 1287 and encodes 428 amino acids. The record is from RefSeq and is a predicted model, not a curated record. Gene Ontology annotation, molecular function: peptidase activity. The transcript has 6 exons. NCBI's taxonomy places the organism in Eukaryota, Fungi, Ascomycota, Eurotiomycetes, Eurotiales, Aspergillaceae. Gene Ontology annotation, biological process: proteolysis.
AUGCCAUCUGAUACAUUGGAACAGGUUCUCACAAAAAUUGACCAACUCGCCCAACACUUUGUUACCGACAGGCUCGCGAAGGCGGUUGAAAUAAAAUCGGUUUCCUCUGAUUUAACUGACGAAGGGCGCAAAAAUGUUGGUCAGAUGACUGCUUUCCUCGUGGACCAACUUAGUGGUUUAGGGGCCAAUGUUGAGCGGUGUCCAUUAGGUAACCAACCGGACACCGACCCGGUUCUAGCGUUACCAGAUGUGGUACUUGCGAAGUACCCGGCCACGCCUGACCCCAAGAAGAGAACCAUUCUUAUCUAUGGCCAUUAUGAUGUCCAACCGGAAGGCGAAGGGUGGACGUAUCCUAGAAAACCUUGGAAGCUUACGGAGAUAGAUGGGAAGUUGUAUGGGCGCGGCUCAACUGAUGAUAAGGGACCACUGCUCGCCUGGCUCAACGCGCUUGAGGCGUACCAGAAGGCGGGAGUUGAUCUUCCCGUCAACCUCCUUUUCUGUUUUGAGGGAAUGGAGGAGUCGGGCUCUGUUGGCUUGCGGGAUUCGCUCAUCAAAAUCAGGAUCCACGAGCCGAUGACUGACCUUAUGAUCAUGCUGUCCAAGCUAGUUGACUCAAAGGGCAACAUCCUUGUCCCCGGAAUCAAUGGAUUGGUUGACGAUACUACAAGUGAAGAGAUCGAGAGAUAUAAAAAAAUCGACUUCUCUAUGGAAGAGUUCAAGAACACCAUAGGGAGUGAGGCAGCAAUCUACGACACGGCCCCGGAUACGCUCAUGCACCGCGGGAGGUACCCCUCAAUAACAAUCCACGGCAUCAGUGGUGCAGACUCUAGUCCUAAUCAAACAACAGCUAUCUAUCCUGAGGUCACCGGAAAGUUCUCUGUCCGAACAGUCCCAACCAUGGACGGUAGUGUGGUAACCGCCUUGGUGGUGCAUUUCCUUAAGCAGGAGUUCAACAAAUUGGGGAGUAAAAAUACAUGUGAAGUACGAGAAUUUGGGGAGUCUGCACCGUAUUGGGUCGGAAAUAUUGAUGAUCCAAAUUUCGCAGCGGGAAAGGCAGCGACUAAACGGGUGUAUAACACGGAUCCUGAUAUGACUCGCGAAGGUGGAAGUAUUGGUGUUACUUUGGAGCUCCAGAAAGCUUUGGGAACUAACAAGAGCAUUAUGUUGCUUCCAGUUGGCAGGUCCGAUGAUGGUGCUCAUGGGCCGGAUGAGAAGCUCGACAGGGACAAUUACAUCAAGGGAAGCAAAUUGUUAGGUGCUUACUGGUGGUACUUCGCCAAGCCUUAG